This is a messenger RNA of Ictidomys tridecemlineatus (thirteen-lined ground squirrel), 5512 nucleotides long. Lineage: Eukaryota; Metazoa; Chordata; Mammalia; Rodentia; Sciuridae. The record is from RefSeq and is a predicted model, not a curated record.
UCUCGCGCCCUGGCUUGACAGUGUUGGUUCAUGAAGUUUUAUCAUCGAUUCAAAUAAUCAAGAAUAGAAAAUUCUGCAAAAGCAGAGGAAUAUUAAAAAAUGGCUCUUGAACAGGCAAAAACAUCAGUAAAUUCUGAAACAGAGACUUCAUUCAGUAUUGAUGAAACCACAACAGCUUCUGGGACUGGGUUUUCUGUAAAGACUUCUGUCUGUGGGCAAGUAGACACACCAAAGAAGAGAAAAGAAUUUGAAGAUGAUCUUGUCGAGGAAAGUUCCAGAUAUGAGGAAGACAGUCCAUCCAAGAAAAGAAAACUUGAUAUUGAAAUUGUCCCAGAGGAAAAAGGUUCUGGUGAUGUUGAAGGUGUUUCAAGGAAAAGGAAACUGGAAACUGAUGAUUUGAAAGAUGAACCUUCGACUGGAGAUGGCACCCAGAAAAAGAGAAAAGUAGAACUUGAGGAUGUUCCUGAAAGGCAGAAGAACUUGGAAGGAGGACACAGCUCAACAGUAGCUGCCCACUAUAAUGAGCUUAAGGAAGUUGGUUUGGACAAACGUAGUCAAAGUCGUAUUUUUUACCUAAGAAACUUUAAUAAUUGGAUUAAAAGUGUGCUUAUAGGGGAAUUUUUGGAAAAGGUACGACAGAGGAAAAAUCGCGAUAUCACUGUUUUGGACCUGGGAUGUGGUAAAGGUGGAGAUUUGCUAAAGUGGAGAAAGGGAAGAAUUAGCAAGCUCAUUUGUACUGAUAUUGCUGAUAUUUCUGUCAAACAGUGUCAGCAGCGGUACGAGGACAUGAAAAAUCGUCGUGAUGAAUAUAUUUUUAAUGCAGAAUUUAUAACUGCUGACUGUUCAAAGGAACUUUUGGCUGACAAAUUUCGUGACCCAGAAGUGCGCUUUGACAUCUGUAGUUGUCAGUUUGUCUGUCAUUACUCAUUUGAGUCCUCUGAGCAGGCUGACAUGAUGCUCAGAAAUGCCUGUGAGAGACUCGGUCCUGGAGGUUAUUUUAUUGGUACAACUCCUAACAGUUUUGAGCUGAUAAGACGCCUUGAAGCUUCAGAAACAGAAUCAUUUGGAAAUGAAAUCUAUACUGUGAAGUUUGAGAAGAAAGGACAUUAUCCCUUAUUUGGCUGCAAAUAUGACUUCAACUUGGAAGGUGUUGUGGAUGUUCCUGAAUUCUUGGUCUAUUUUCCAUUGCUAACUGAAAUGGCAAAGAAGUACAAUAUGAAACUAGUCUACAAAAAAACAUUUCUGGAAUUCUAUGAAGAAAAAAUUAAGAACAAUGAAAAUAAAAUGCUAUUAAAACGAAUGCAGGCCCUGGAGCCUUAUCCUGCAAAUGAGAAUUCCAAGCUCAUCUCUGAGAAGGUGGAUGACUAUGAACAUGCAGCAGAGUAUGUGAAGAACAGUCACGUAAGGUUACCUUUGGGAACCUUAAGUAAAUCAGAAUGGGAAGCUACAAGUAUUUACUUGGUUUUUGCCUUUGAGAAGCAGCAGUGAGCACUUAUGCAGUGGCCCCAAAGCAAUUCUCCACCCUACACAGAUUUGAACAAUCCAUCUCAUAGAUAUGACAGCUCUCUUGUUUAUUUUAAUUAUAAAUUAAUUGUAAAUGUACAGGAUGCUGCCGGAAACUCCAGUGUGUAAAUUCAGCAUUUGCUGUCUGUGACAGAUUAACUUGGUGUGUAUAGGUAAGAAUGAAUUGGGACCUUUGUCUUUAAAAUCUAUUUUCAGGUAAUGUUCUAAGAAUUCCAUUUGACUGUACUGUCUUAGCUUAUAAAAACGAUAACACAACUUGUUGAAGCAGCUGAAUUCUUCACAGUGCUGGGUUGUCGAGUGUUGUUUACAUGUCAUACUUGCUGCAGCUGCGCGGUGGAGAGGGCACAUUCUGGAUUACCAGUGUGGGCUCAUUUCCAUGUUUUGUUACAUAUUAGUUUUCAAGAUUAAAUGGAUUGCUUUCUGUACAUUUGAAUGCAAGUGUUCAAUAUAUAUUGCUAAAGUUAUAAAUUUAAAACUUGAUUUUUAGAUAGUCAUAAAAGUUGCCUAGCUAGAAUUUUUAUCAACUGCAUUUUGAUAUGAAUAAUUAUUUGUUAAUAUGUUGCAAUUCUGAAACUGUUUAGAACAUUUUAGAUAGCAACAUAGAGUUAUUUUGGAAUUUUAAUUUCCUACAAUAGCAUUAAUAUAUCCAUUUGUCAAAAUUGUAAUUAGAUGUUUACCUUUCUUCAUUGAACAGUGAUGCCAUAACUAAUUUUUCUCAAGAUUUAUUUAGUGAAAGUCCCUUUCUUGUAAGCCUGUUGGAAAUUUUUUCAAAUUUGUAUAUGUAACUGCAACAGGCACAUAGGACUGUAGAGGAAGUAAAUGCUUAGACUUCAGAUUAAUCCUCACUGAUGUUAGAUCCAGGUUCCCGUGCAGAAGUAAGCAAUUUCAGAACCAUUUUAAUUGUCAUUAAAAUUGUCAUUUAUAUAAUUGACUACUCUUCCAGAACAUGCUUAUAUGAACUGUUGUCCUUAUGUUAUGCCAGCAUUCAGGAAACUUGCCAGUGUUUGGAUGAACUGAGAAACAUUAAGAUCAAAGUAGAGCGAUUGUGUAUUCUUUUUUAAAUGGUUUAUUUAAAGCAUGGCUUACAAAGACAUUACUUUCUAUAUUUAUCUACAGUACUUGUUUUAGAAACAUAGUCUUUUAAUUGGUUUAUAUGUUGCUCAUGGUGUUAGAGUAACAAGCUUUUUAGCAAGAAUUUCCUUCCUUAUUUCUAUUCCUUCUGCAAUCUGUCAGUUUUACAAAAAUCAAGUCUUUUUGCCUUGAUGGUGGCUUGCCUUACGUCACUCGGAAAACUAGCAUUAGUGUAUCUGGCCGGAGACCACUAUUGGCCAGCAGAGGUUUGGUAAUUGUGCUAGGGAGGUGUGGGAGGAGCACACUGUGCUCUUAUUUAGGCAAUCACCCUUCUCCCAUGAGCUUUGUGUGCUGCUCUGCCUUACCUGUUCUUCCACUCCCCUACCUCUCCUUGCAACAGUUAAGUGUCUGGACAGUGACUGAGGAUGAUCCUUUAGGAGAAGGACUGGAAAAGGCACCCUGUUCAUCAUUACCCAUCACCAGAGGAGAAAGCUGGAACAUCCCAUAGUCUGAAUGGUUGAUUCAAGACACAUCCAAUGAGAGGGGCCUGAUUUUUCUCUUUUGGGCCAGGAAGAGACCAUUGAGGUAGGCAGUUCAUGGGAGUGGCUCCAGGGUACUCACAGACCUGCUCAGUAGUUAUCCUCCAAGUAUGAAAUUAGAAAUGAAGAUCAGAUCAGCUAUUUAGGAAAGACACAACCUGAGAAGCAGAUAAUUGUUGUAGGAACAUGGCCACAUUGUGGUGCUACCAAGAACACUAACAUUGAAUUCUUUGGGCCUAGAAUCUACUCAGGGAAAGUGGUGGCCACAGUGUUCAGGGAGGGGAGCUAGUAAAUUCCAGCAGUUUCAACCACACCUCUGGCAUUCUCAUUUGCAGCGGGUGGCAGACCUGACUUGGCAUAGUGAGCUGAGCCUUCUUGUGCCUGAGUCCACUGUGUUUCCCAAGAAAACUUUAGCCUGGCUUCAGUGAGAAAAGGCAUUGAGUAGAGGCUUUCGCUUAUGUUAAUGAGCAUGUAAUGACUGAAAGGUUCAUGGUCAGUACAGUGGGUUCCUUGGCCCACUCCUUCACCCCAUGUUGGAAGUCUAGGAAGUGUGAUCACUGCCUGACUUCACGUGUUAGAUGAUCAGACCAGCAGGUGUGAGUGAAGCAAGCACCUGGUGAGGUAGGGUGCAGUGUUGCUUAGUGAAAAGCAGAACGUAUCCUUCAGCCUCUUAGCUUGUUGCCAGUGUGAUACUCUGAUUUGCAUUCAGGUUUCCCUUUUUUUUUUUUUUUCUUUUUUGUGGUGCUGCAAGGCAAGCACUCUGCCAACUGAGCUAUUUCCCUAGCCCUCAGGUUUCCUUUUGAUGAAGAUGCAGCUUCUUGUGUAGGCCUACCCACAGGUUCAGAGUGGCAAUGUGACUCCUCUGGUGGUUUUGUUUCACAAGCUGACUUUCCCUCAUCUACCUCAGGCUUUGUACGCAGGUCAUCUUGAGCCAGUCACUGCAGAGGUCUCUAGGCUUGCAAAGUAGAGGCCAUAUCCAGGGGCCUGGACCCUGGAAUAGAAGUUGUACCAAAAUGCCUGUGAUGUUUAGGCCCCAGUGGUCAUAUUACACUUGGGUCUGAUGGCACCACCUCGCUAGCUGCUGUUACAUCAAAUACUAUGCAUCUGAGAAAUGUUUUAUGUCCCUCCCUCUGAUAGCAAUGGUCCUGAUUCUUUAUUUGAAUGCAGUGACUGCAUGUUUACUUAGUAGUAGAUCCAUAUGGGACUGGGCCAGGGAUUGUCAGCUUUUCUGCCCUGCUGUGUUUUACAGUUUCUCUCUGUUCCAUUUAGUCCUGACGCAUGUACCUGUAUGCUUCUCUGCAGAAUUGAGACAUAAUAUACCUGGAAAUGUGCCCUAAAGUUUGGCUGUGGGGACUUCUGGGUGAACCCCAAGCCCUCUACUCUCUAGACUCACCCUGGGUCAUCCUUCCUUGGGGAGAGCACACCUUAGACAAAGCCAAAGUUGACAGCUCACAUUUAUGAAUCUCCUACCUUGUAUCAGUUGCUUUUCUAAAUGUUUUACAUAUGGUAAUUCAUUUUGAUCCUUACAACAACUGUGUGAGCACCAUUAUUUUCCUUUCAGUGAGAAAAUUGGGUUAGAGAGGAUACAGAUUUGCCCAAAACAAAGGCAGCAAUUUAUCACCCCAUCCAAGAUGUGCCUGCAGUCCACUUGCAUGUCACAAACCUCCAAGGGUGUGGUCCAGAUGAUCCUUGCCCAUUCACUACCUGAAGCCUGAGGUGUUAGCUGUUGGGGCUCCACCAUUUGGGCUCAAAACUUGAGUACUUAAUUUCCUGAGAAGAGCAUUGGUUCCUGAAGGAGAGGCUUGUGGAGAGAGGUAGAGAGCAUGCUCCAGUACUUGAACAUGCUGGUGAGGAGGAAAGCUGGGCUUGGACUCACAGGGUGAGGCUUGCUGCCAGCAGCCAAACCUGCAGGUCUCUGUGUUGGGGAGCACUGCUCCUCACACCACCUGCGAGGCAGCACAAGUAGUGGACCUUGGCUGAGCAGAGAAUGCAAGUCUGAGCAGAGGAGCCAGGCAGAGGCAGAUGGUUUUGUUCUCACUUUUUAUUGAAGAAGGACAUCUAUACAGACCUCAGUGACACUUCACUAGCAGAAUGCAUACAUGCACUCACACCCAGGUUCCUCUCAGGCUUCCUUCUGACCACUGUCUCCCCCCCCCCCCCGCCCCACAUGAUAACCACUAUCCAGCUAGAAGAGCAUAGACUAGUUUUGUCUUGUUUGAGAUGUUAUGUGAAUGGAAUCGAACAUUAUGCAUUCUUUGUAUCUGGCUUCUUUCACUCAACAGUAUGUGAAUUUUUUUGUUGUAAGUAUUUGUACAUGGUUCAUUCUCACAGUUGUAUAGUAUUCCAUUCUGUGAAUAAACCACAUAUUAUUUAUCUGA